Ramularia collo-cygni is the source of this 978-nucleotide messenger RNA. RefSeq lists its product as uncharacterized. The record is from RefSeq and is a predicted model, not a curated record. The transcript is spliced from 2 exons. The coding region runs from base 1 to 978 and encodes 325 amino acids. NCBI's taxonomy places the organism in Eukaryota, Fungi, Ascomycota, Dothideomycetes, Mycosphaerellales, Mycosphaerellaceae.
AUGGCGCCAGUGACUCCAUCGCCACACCGUUUUGUCGCCGGCCACCGAAGACAAGCAUCGCCUGCGAAAGAAAGCCGAUUGCGUCAGGAAGCUCUCAUCAACAUCAACAACAACGUCGCGGGGCAACCACCGCCAGGACCAAGUGCAAGUCAAUUUGCUCGUGCKCCGCGCUUCGCUUUCGGACGCGCACCACAGACGACGCAGCCUUCGCGACCUCGACCACUGCCAAGCCAGCGUCUGAUAGAGGCUCUUCGCACGCGUCCAGCCGACGAUGUUGAAGAACAGAACCUCGCCGACGAUGAUGAAAUGCUCGAUGUUGAGCAGACCGAAGCCUUUCCAUCAGUCGAGACCGGGGAUGAAUUGAGAGAUCUUCCCUACUCUCCAAAACGGCGCAGGUAUUCGAUUGAGUCUCCCAAUGCCGAGUCUCACGUCCAGCGUCUUUCACCGAAUCGCCCAACGUUCAGACAGCCAGCCACUCCCGUCUCACAUGUCACCGCGGCACAUUUCGCCCGACCUGCCAGUGUGAGUGGCUCCUCUCGGGCAGAAGAUACACAGACACGUCGACCCGCGUUCCUCCGUGCAUCUCUCGCCCCAUCCGAGCAGCAUGAGCCACUUCCGGAAGCAUUCUCUCCACAUCGGCGCGGGGAAAAGUUCGUGCCAGGUGGCAUGGCAGCGACACUGCAGCAGUGGGUCAUCGAGACCGGUCAGAAUGCGGCACAGAGCAGACGUGGGCAGGGCUACUUGCGCGGAGAGGACUACGUAUUGCGAUGUACAGUACUGUCUAUCAGCGGGAAGGGACCUUUCAUGAUUCGCGGCAAACUUUCCGAUGGUACAGAAGUGAAGCUGCUGCUCGUGGCCAAUUCCAAGCAAACAACCGUGGCUGUGGGAAGUGAUGUGGGCGUCCGGGCUCCAUUGUGGAACAUCCAGCUGGAUAGUUGCAGCUGGCAAGUGGGCGUGGAUUGGAGGAUGAUUGAAUGA